This is a messenger RNA of Plasmodium yoelii, 1782 nucleotides long. RefSeq names its product immediate early protein. The transcript has a single exon. Gene Ontology annotation, molecular function: lipase activity. Lineage: Eukaryota; Apicomplexa; Aconoidasida; Haemosporida; Plasmodiidae. The record is from RefSeq and is a predicted model, not a curated record. The coding region runs from base 1 to 1782 and encodes 593 amino acids. Gene Ontology annotation, cellular component: membrane.
AUGGAGCUAUCUCAAGAAGAAAGGCAAGAAGCAGCCCAUAUGUUAAAUUCAGGUAAUGUAGACCCAUCAAUAAUGGGUGAUCCUGAUAUUGGUUUUUUUACAAAUAAAAAUGGUCUACGAAUAAAGACAUUAAGGUGGCUUGUUAAGGCACCGAUAGGUGCAGUAGUUUUAGUGCACUCUUUAAAUUCACAUUGUCGAUUUGAUUAUUUAAAACACAAUGCUAUCAUAUUAAAUAAUGAUAAAGCUGUUUUAAAUGAUGGAGAUAAUUAUUAUGUCCAUAAAGAUAGCUGGAUAGAAGAAUUAAACAAAAAUGGAUAUUCUGUUUAUGGUCUUGAUUUACAAGGGCAUGGUGAAUCAGAAUCUUUAAAUAACGUAAAAACACACAUUAAUAGAUUUGAUGAUUUUUCUGAUGAUAUGCUUCAGUAUUUAAAUAUUAUACAUGAUUCUAUUGUUAACGAAUUUGAUAAGAAUUAUCAAGAAAAUGAUAAUGAUAGUGAUACAAAUAAAAUAAAACCAAGAAAAAGAUGUACUAAAUGUGAUUUGAUUCUAAAAGAUGAAUUUGACAUAUGCUGUAUUAAAGAUGAAGAAAUUAUAAAGAGAGGAUUACGAUUACGAAAUCCAGAAAAAAAUCAAUAUAAAAGACCUGAUUAUAAUAUAGAUGCAUAUAAAACACCCAUACCUAUAUAUUUAGUUGGGUUAUCAAUGGGAGGAAAUAUAGUUUUAAGAGUAUUAGAAUUAUUGUCACAAAAAAAAUACAAUUUUUAUAAUCGAAUAAAUAUAAAAGGUGUUUGUUCAUUAUCUGGAAUGGUAUCAGUUAAUCAGCUAAAAAAAAAAGCUGCAUGGAAAUAUUUUUAUAUACCUACUGUUGGCUUAGUAUCCCAUUUAUUUCCAAAAUCAAGAUUUAUGCCAAGUUUACCAUGUGAAUCUUUUCCAUUUUUAAAUGAUUUGUAUGCUUAUGAUAAAAUAUUUUAUCACAAACCUAUUACUAAUAAAUUUGCUUAUAAAUUAUUGGAAGCUGUUGAAAAUUUAAAUAAAGAUAUAAACAAGAUCACAGAUGAUGUGCCCAUACUUUUUAUUCACUCUGUUAAUGAUCAAAAAUGUUGUUAUGAUGAUGUUCAGGACUUUUAUAAUAAUUUGAAAUCGAUCAAUAAAGAAUUCCAUGUUUUAGAAGAUAUGGAACAUAUGAUUACAAUAGAACCAGGAAAUGAUAAAAUUGUCAAAAAAAUUAUAGAUUGGAUAUCAAGUAUAGAAAAUGAACCAAAAGAAAAAAAAAAAACUAAAAAAAAAGCUAAAAAAAAGAAUAAGCAAAAUCUCAGAUCUACUGUUAAGAAGCAACAAGCUACAAAUGAGUCUUGUGCAUCGACAGAUGCUGGUGUUCCAACCGAUUACUCAAAUGGCACAACCGUACAAGGUCAAGAUGUGCAAGAACAAGAUGUGCAAGAACAAGAUGUGCAAGAACAAGAUGUGCAAGAACAAGAUGUGCUAGAAGAAGAUGUACAAUAUCAAGAUGUGCAAGAGCAAGAUGUGCAAUAUCAAGAUGUGCAAGAACAAGAUUUGCAAUAUCAAGAUGUGCAAGAACAAGAUGUGCAAGAACAAGAUGUGCAAUAUCAAGAUGUGCAAUAUCAAGAUGUGCAAGAGCAAGAUGUGCAAGAGCAAGAUGUGCAAGAGCAAGAUGUACAAGAACAAGAUGUACAAGAACAAGAUGUACAAGAACAAGAUGUGCAAGAGCAAGAUGUACAAGAGCAAGCUAUGGUAGACGGUGCAGCAAGCGAAGUUGCAUAA